This is a messenger RNA of Schistocerca cancellata (South American locust), 3716 nucleotides long. RefSeq lists its product as uncharacterized. Lineage: Eukaryota; Metazoa; Arthropoda; Insecta; Orthoptera; Acrididae. The transcript is spliced from 8 exons. The record is from RefSeq and is a predicted model, not a curated record. Gene Ontology annotation, cellular component: membrane; endoplasmic reticulum. The coding region runs from base 162 to 1535 and encodes 457 amino acids. Gene Ontology annotation, molecular function: chloride channel activity.
CAGCCAUCGCGCCGAGUGUCAACUUGGUUUGACGGACUAUAUGAACAUGUAAACAUGUGGUGGGCCGGUUAAUUGAUGUGAGGUUAGGUAAAUGUAAAAUAGAAUUGCGUGACACGUGUAAAAAGAGUUGGAGAAGACACUGCGCACACAUUACUGCAGAUAUGGCCCUGUUCGUAUUCUGGACCAGCGCUUUCGUCUUUUGUGUACAACCGUUGAUAAGUUGUGCUAAAGGCACUGUGGAAACAGCACUGAUUGACCCAUUUGACAUGGGAAGAAUUGAUGCUUCUAAGGAUCAAGAAACACAAGAAUGGAUCGAUCCAUUUGAUAUGACAUGCUACAGCCACGGAGAAAGGAAGAUGGUGAAAGAACGCUCUAAGGCGUGUAAAAACUGCCCGAGUGAAAGAAAUGGAAUGGAAAAGAAUUUUUUGCAAAGACUGGUCAAUUUGUUGAUAAAUCAUUGCCAGAAUGGUGCUGUGGAAGACACUUCAAUACUUGUGACAGUGACGCAGGACCAGUUACGGGAGCUUUACCGACUGAAGGAGGCUGCUGACAGUGAAGCAACAGUUAGAGUGCUGAACGGAAUAUUUUCGUACAUGACAGUACAUGAGAAAUCCAGCUUUUUAGCAGAUAUUUUCAUCUCGGAUGAGGUUUGGUCAAAUAUUGCUGCAAUGAGUUUUGCCCUUUUACCAGUCUGUGUAUUUCUAAUGGGUGGAACGAUGAGGAGAAUUGUGCUGAUUCUUGCACUUUCUAUUUUUGCUGUAAGUUACUUUAAGACUCAAAAACUACUGCUUAAGAAACUAGAGUUGCAGAAUGAACGCAUUUUGAUGAAACAGACACAGUGCAGCCCACGUAGGCGAGCAUGGUUCAACUUCUUUGGUUCAGAUAAUGAAGCUGAGUGUUUAAAACAGCUACAUGCUCAGAAGAUUGAUCCUUCUCUAGAAGUUACACCAAUUCAAGUUGUUUCACAUAUGACAGCAGUUGGCUUGCUGCAGCCCAUGGAACACUUCAGCAUUAUGUUUUCACGUUUCUCGAACCAAAUAUUUGAAUCACAUUCGAUGCUGUACGGACUGUUUGUGUUCGUAAUUGCGGUUUUCGUUGUAAUUUACGUCAUCACAAUAUUCUGUGCUGGGAUUUUUGGUAGAAACUUCAGUGUCGGGAAUAGGCACAUCUCACUCGGAAUGAAAGGCAGUGCUGAACCGCACACCGAGAAGAUGCAGGCACUACUGGAACCUGCUGCACAAAAUCAGGUGGUUGGAAAACCAAACAUUGAAAUGGCGGUCAUUAACCGUGGACAUUCUCCUCAACCAGUGAUACAGAUAAUUCAUAAUUAUCCCAUUAAACAUGUUGAUGAGCCUGUUGUUGGAAGUGAUUGUCAAAUUAAGCAAGCUGCUUCUGAGAAAAACAUACACAAUAGUGAACUGAAAUUGGUAGAUUCUGUGGAAGAAGCUCACAAAAUUUCUGAGAUAACACUAGGCGGUUCUAGUAUAAAAGGUGAAACCUCAAAGACAUGCGAGUCACAAGACAAAGAGAAGUAGUAAAUUUUGUAUAAAAAUUUUAAGUCUACUGUCCUGUAUGUGUGGCUGUAUUGUUACCCAAAUGGUGUAGAUCACCCUAAAACAGUCCAAAAGUGCCUCCACAAAAGCCACUGGCAACAGGAUGUUGCAUUUCAGGCUAAAAUUUCCGAUACUUCAGAGUUGAAAGAACUUUCUGAAAUGCAUCAAAUUGCGUUGGCCGACACUGUUAUUGGUUCAUGUCUGAAGCCUUUCAGUUUUAAUUGUGGAGUUGAAGCAUAUCUUUGUGCUAUGUAAGUUUUAUAAGAAGUUGUUCACUAAAUGAAUCAGAGAAAUUGUUGUAUGCAAUUUAACACAGUGCUAAAAUUAUUAUUAUAAGAAAGGUGUAUUCACAUUAGUACUUAUUAACAAAAUUGGAGGAAAGUCUGUCUGACGAGAUACUUUUAUUCCAUAAAUAGAUGCAUUGUCAUCUCUUAUGUCAGUUAAAAUAAAGCUUUUUAAUGUUUUCUUUCAUAUUCAUAAAAUAAAUUCAACUGCAAUGUUUGAAAUUUUUUACUUAUCAUAUUGAAAUUUGUGUAUUUUGUGUUCUUAAUAGGAAUCGGGUGCAUUUCAUAAUGAUGUCACUUACACCAUUUGGUGUGCUCUUGGUGAUUGUUAAUCAUGGAAAAUUUGUAAUUUUUUACUAUAAGCAGCUGUAAUAAUGGACACUGGAAUGCAACAAAUUGGAUUAAUAUAUAACACAGUCAGAUGGUAGUAAGUUUGUUAUAACUUUUUAAUUUGUUUACAUGUAUUUUUUAUUCAUCUCAAAGUAAGCAUGAAACUGUCUUGCAUCAGAGGAGAAAACUAAGUGAGACAGGAUUGCUGGCCAGUCCUUGCCUGUAGUAGAUGAGAUGUAUAGUAAGAGGGCCACACUGUCCAGCUCUCAGAAGUUGUAGUUCCUUUGUAAAACACUAGUAAAGCACAUGACAAAGGUAAGAUCUCAUUUCAUGUAAACACUGGCACUUCUCUCUCCUUCUCCCCCCCCCCCCCCCUUUUUGAUUUUAUUUUUUUUAUUAUUUAUGUAUUCAUAGAUGUGUGAACAGAAAUCCCUGUCAACCAAAUUAUACUUUGUGUUUUUCAUUUCAUAUUGAACUGAUUUACUCAUAUUGCUUCCUGCAAUAGGGGCAUAUUUCAUAAUGGAGGAAUGAGCUAAAUAUGUUGAGUAACUCUUUCUCCAAGUGUGAAGAAAUCAAAUGAUACAUUCAUGACAUAUAUUAAUAAUAAUAAUGGGUAACAUGUAUAAAAGUAUAAGAUGACUUUCUCUGGUAUUCACUGUUAUUAGAUUUGUACGAAGUUUUUCCAGAAGUGUCGCUGUACACAUGUUAUUAAACACUAAUUCCUUGCAAUGGCUUAUGUCAGAGGACACUGAACAAUGAUGUAAAUUCAUUGUAAGGCUAUUGUGGUUUAUCUUCUGCACUAGUAGCUUGUCCAAGUGAAAUGAGCUCAGUUGUUUCACAGAUUUAGAGGCCCACCUACAUGCCAGUAUAAAAAAGGCAAUUUCUAAAGUCAAUCUGGUAGAGAAAAAUAGUCCAAAGAUGUAAACCUUCCUCCAAUAAUGUGAGGAUUUGCUUUGUGUCUGCUCUGAAAUGUGCACUAGGUAAGGAGAUUAACAUUCUAUAGCUCUCUGAAUCUUAAGGAGCAAACACAAACAAAUCAAAAUGCACUCUUUACUAUAAACUGCAUAUACUGAUGGUUUUCCCCAUCUUUCUUGUUUUACACAAAGUAAAUCUUGUUAUUUGCAUUGUGAUUGCACAUCUUCCUGUAGUAAAAGUGCUCUAAUUUCCAAGGGCUGAUUAUAAUAAAAUCCACUUCCUACUGGCUUAUUAGUCUUGUCUGACAAGUAAUGAUUUUUUUCAGUGCUUACCAUCAUAGGCCCUCCCAUACCCUCAUGUUACUGCUGGCCCUAUUUUAACAGGCCAUGCUCUCAGUAUUCUUACCUCCCCCAGCCAGUUAGACUGUUCCACUUAUUUCAUUCUGUCUUCUCUCUACUGCUGCCUGGUUAUAUUAUAUCCUAAAGCAGGGAAAAAAAUGUGGGCAGGCAACCAACCAUCUACAAAUAAAUGUAUUCCACACAAGGGCAUUUGGACUAACUUUCACUCCUUUCAGUGAAACACACACACACACACACACACACACACACACACACACACACACACACACACACAC